Messenger RNA from Bufo bufo (common toad), 2611 nucleotides. Its product is annotated as zinc finger protein 189-like. The record is from RefSeq and is a predicted model, not a curated record. Bases 43 to 1464 code for a protein of 473 amino acids. The transcript is spliced from 5 exons. NCBI's taxonomy places the organism in Eukaryota, Metazoa, Chordata, Amphibia, Anura, Bufonidae.
UGGGACUGUUAGUCCUUUGCUUCCUCGAUCGCUGUGUGCUCUAUGAGAGUAGAACUACAAUCCCCAGACGCGGCCCGCCGUCUCCUCCAUGUCCUGACUCGGGGCUCAGGCAGUCGCGGUGGCGGAGGGUCGGUGGCCUCCGCAGACUUCCGGGCGUCCUGCUCCCGGCUGCAGACAUCUGAGGGGCUGCACACGGUGGUCGCACAGGGAGUGGACGUGUGGGCAGUGCUGCUGGAGGGGGUCAGGGGACCUGGCGUUCUAAUGGAGAAAUGUACUAAGAGUGCUGCCUCUGACGUCAAGCGGACGCCCCCUGCUGCCAUGGAGGAAACCAUGAAACCGGAGGAGGCCACAGUCUGCUUCUCGGUAGAAGAGCUAGACUCCUUGGAAGAUCGUGAAAAGGAGCGUUACAAAAGUGCAGAGACGAAGAUUCAUCAGCGUCCAAACUUAGUGGGUUACCUGUAUGUGAAGCCAGAGACGGUUCCCAAAAUCCACCGCGGAGAAGAGCUGUGUGUGAGCAGUGACUUGUACACACAUAGGAGAAAAAGGAGCGUCCUGCCCUCCUCAGGGGAACCCUUAGGUAAAGACGAUGGGUGCCACUCUCCGAGCCAGUCCACUGCAGAUACUCGGAGAGCUUUAUCAAGAGUCCGGAGAAAACAGGGCAGAUAUACAGCCGGUUUAGCUGAGGGGUCAAGGCCUAGUAAAACCGAGAGCAAAGCAGAUACAGAAGGCCUACCAUCCAAUAAUGAUGAUAACACAGACACUGUGGAAACCAAGAGUGACCCAGCACCCAAAGAAUACACAUGUAGUGAGUGUGGGGACUGCUUUGAGGAGCAGGCAGCUUUACUUGUGCACAAAGCAGCCCACACUGAGGAAAAUAACUCAACCAAACACGAUAGGAGCCUGACUCCUACUAGACAUCAUGGAGUCCAGACAGGUGAACAUACUGGCAGCCGUCUACGGCAUAGAAAGCAUGUCUCAUACACUCCAGACAAAAUGGUGUCAAAAAGGACUCGGGCAGAACCAAAAACUUACACAUGCAAAGAGUGUGGCAAGAGCUUUACCCAAAAUGCCAGCCUCAUUGUCCACAGACGGACCCAUACAGGAGAAAAACCUCAUACCUGCAAAAUUUGCCUAAAAAGCUUCAUCAGUGGGUCAUACUUGGUCAUGCACCAAAGAGUCCACACGGGGGAGAAGCCGUAUGUCUGUAGCGACUGUGGUAAACGGUUUAUCAGCAGCUCAAAUCUCAUCAUCCACCAGAGGGUCCACACUGGGGAGAAGCCAUAUCUCUGCACUGAAUGUGGCAAAUGCUUUGGCCACAGUUCACAUUUGGUGAGACACCAGAAGGUCCACACAGGAGAGCGGCCUUUCACUUGCGCCGAAUGUGGAAAGUCCUUCUCUCGAAGUUCACAUUUGGUCAGACAUCAGACCAUUCACAUGAGAGGUCCUGCAAACCCAGCUGUGUGACCUCCUUCCAACACAGGUUUCUUGAGAAACUGUUGUAGACUGUAUUAUGGAUGUACUUUUCAGUUGUAUAUUUGUCAUUGUCUUGCAGUAUCUAAAGACGUUUAUGUGCGUGAUCCACAUAAACCGAACAUUUUGACCUUGAGAUACCAUCUAUAACCCUUGACAAGCUGACUGAGAUGAAAUACAUGUUGGCGCCAACUAUUUGUUUAGGAUGUCUCAUGUCCAUGUACCCUCUUAUAAGGAGGUCCCCUGCCCAGGGCUAAAAAGAAAAGCACUUGUUCUGAAUAACUUGGCAUACCCAUGUUAUUACAGGGGGAACAUGCAUGUGCUGGCAUCUCCUUGUGGAGAGCCUGCUUCAAGAAAGGGGAUCUUGUCUUGGUGGACAACCACUUUCAUGACACCGAUGCUCAACCAAAUUCCCUCUUGCCCAUAAUUAUUAAAUAGGUUUUCCAGUAAGUCAAAAUGGAUGAGCCACCCUUAGGAUCAAUCAUCAAUAUUAGGUCUGUGGGGGUCCAGCUUUCAACAACCCCAUGAUCAGCUGUUUGAUAGACCUGUAAUUCUCACUGGAGAGCCCAGGCCCUUUCAAACAGCUGAUUGGCGGAAGUUGGACCCCAACUGAUCUAAUUUGGACAUCCUAGCAUAGGCCAUCUGUUUGGUAGUCCUGGCUAACUUCCUUAUCUAUAUAUGUUAUAUGGCUGUUUUUUUGCCAGGAGGGUAGACUUUUCAAGCUUCUGCUGCAUUCAUAGUAUUUGUUUAAUCUCGUGAGGUUUACCAUUUUGUAGCCAUGGCCUUAACAGGGUUAUGCCAUGAAUUAAAACCUCUCUGCUGCUCUGAUCUCUUCACUUUCUGUGGGUGGGCAUCAGCUUGUCCCAUGUGACCAUCGAGCACCUGCAUCUUCCAGGAGUGCAAUGUGGUGAGCUCUUGUUAACCUCUCACUUUCCUACAUUGAAAGUAGUCCCUCACUCACGGUCCUUGUGAUUUCACUAAUAAAUGGCAUGUAAUGCAAUUCCUCUAUCUACUGUCUAGUGAGAGAUACAGUUAUAUAGAAUUUCGAAGGGAUGAAUGAAAGGUGUCCAGGAUGCCGGCACUGAGAAGCGGGAAGCUACAGAACAUGUCAGUCCACCACUGAGUGCAGGAGAAGGUGGAC